AUGGCUGUGAUCUAUGGUCAGGCCCUGAUCUUGACUGCCGGUGGCAGCGACAAUGUCUCAAUGCCGACUGCUGGGCUGGUGGAUGUGGCCGAGUACUUUGAUGGCACGGUGCACGAGGCUGUGGAGACCAUGACACCGCUGGCUAUGCUGAGUGCAGGUGUGGGCUAUCACAACGAGUUCUACGUCAUGGGGGGUUUGGGGGGUGACCAGGCGGCGCUCCACUUGGUCAAUGUCUUUGAUGGGCAAAGGUGGUACAGCGCGCCACAAAUGACACGGGCACGGGCAGGGGCAGCCACCGCCGUUUUUCAGGACCGUAUCUAUGUGAUCGGCGGGCAGACAAGUCUUGGCGAAGCCGGUCAGGCUUCGUAUGAAGUCUUUGAUGGCGCACGGUGGACGUUGUAUCCGCUGGACUUUAACGUGACGGGGGCUACGGCAGGCGUCUUUGGUGGCCAACUCUAUUUGAUUGGUGGUUAUAUUGCUGCGUCCAACUCCCCAACAGAUUUGGUCUGGCGCUUAAAUGGAUCCGCUUUUGUGGCGCACAGCCGGCUGCCCGUGCCGUUGGCCAUCGCUGCCGCUGCCACCUUUCAAGCGCAACUGGUGGUCUUGGGCGGCGUGAACGCACACAAGCAGCAGAGUCCUCUGGUUUUUGCCAUGGAUGGCGAAGAACAGUGGCGGCAGUGGCCCUCUAUGGUGGAGGCACGCUCUUCCCUGUGUGCGACAGUACUACGGGGCAAGCUCUAUGCCAUGUUCGGGCGCGGGGCCAACGGCAGCGCCACGGCCCUUGAGGCCUUUGAUGGCAAGGCCUGGAGGGCCGAGCCCCUAGCCGACAACGUUCCACCCCGCUUCGGCGCAGCCUGCAGCACCCUAGUGUAUCCCUAA
Messenger RNA from Monosiga brevicollis MX1, 879 nucleotides. RefSeq lists its product as uncharacterized. The transcript has a single exon. The record is from RefSeq and is a predicted model, not a curated record. NCBI's taxonomy places the organism in Eukaryota, Choanoflagellata, Craspedida, Salpingoecidae. Gene Ontology annotation, molecular function: protein binding. The coding region runs from base 1 to 879 and encodes 292 amino acids.